GCGGGGGCCGCAGCCCGAGAUCACUUCCGGUUCCUCUCGGGAUCCGGUUCCUUUUCGCCGCUCCUCCAUUUAUAGAAAAGCGUCGGCUCGCUCCCAUCUCGUCGCGGACUCUCACUCCCCUCCGAGCGGCUCGUUUGCUCUGUUGACGAAGGAUUAAGCAGCCUGACAAGAUGGUAAAGGAGACUGCUUAUUACGAUCUGCUGGGUGUGAAGCCGAACUCCACUGCAGAUGAGUUGAAGAAGGCUUACAGAAAACUCGCCCUUAAGUACCACCCCGACAAAAACCCCAAUGAGGGGGAAAAGUUCAAGCAGAUAUCUCAGGCUUAUGAAGUCCUGUCAGAUGUGAAGAAACGGGAGCUGUACGACCGGGGUGGGGAGCAGGCCAUCAAGGAGGGCGGCGCAGGCGGUAGCGGAGGAUUCAGCUCGCCCAUGGACAUCUUCAACAUGUUCUUCGGAGGUGGAGGAAGCAUGCAACGUGAGACAAAAGGAAAGAAUGUGGUGCAUCAGAUAUCUGUGAGCUUGGAGGAUCUUUAUAACGGAGCUACACGCAAGCUUUCCAUGCAGAAAAAUGUCAUCUGCGACAAAUGCGAAGGACGUGGCGGCAAGAAGGGUGCUGUGGAGCGGUGCCCGGAGUGCCGGGGCUCGGGCGUGCAGGUGCACAUCCGCCAGAUCGCGCCGGGCUUCGUACAGCAGAUCCAGCGCGAGUGCUCCGACUGCAGCGGGGAGGGAGAGCGCAUAAAAGCAAAGGACCGGUGCAAGAACUGCAACGGGAAGAAGAUCCUCAAGGAGAAGAAGAUUUUAGAAGUGCACAUCGACAAAGGAAUGACCGAUAACCAGAAGAUCUCGUUCUACGGGGAGGGCGACCAGGAACCCGGCCUGGACCCUGGAGAUGUCAUCAUCGUGCUCGACCAGAAGGAGCACGACGUGUUCCGCAGAAAGGGACAGGAUUUGCUGAUGGAGAUGGAGAUCAGUCUCACAGAGGCUCUGUGCGGCUUCAGACGGCCCAUCAAGACACUUGACAACCGCACCAUCGUCAUCACCUCCCACCCAGGCGAAGUGAUCAAGUACGAUGCCAUCAAGUGUGUGCUGAAUGAAGGAAUGCCGUUUCACCGCAACCCCUUCGAGAAAGGGCGUCUCAUCAUCCACUUCAAGGUGUCGUUCCCGGAAGCCGGCUGGCUGGAGGUGGAUCGGCUCGGCGAGCUCCGCUCUCUCCUGCCCAGCCCUCCGGAGCCGAUGGUCACCGAGGAGAUGGAGGAAGCGCAUCUCACCAACAUCGACCCGACGCAACGGCGCGGGCACAACGGGGACGUGUACGACGACGAGGACGGCCCGCAGCACGGCGGCGUGCAGUGCCGUACGGCCUAAGGGUCUGCCCCCCCCCCCCCCCAAGCCACCAACCGCCACACACGCACACGCAGCACAUUCUCUACAUGCACGGCUUCAUGCCGGUCACUGUAAGCGCCAGUGCGUUUGUUGUAAAUCCCAUCCCUAUGGCAGAUUUUUCAUCCUCGGCGCGCACAAUUGUUCUCUCGCAAACCGUAUAAACCUUGACGCGCGUUCAUGUCGUGGUGGCGUUUGGUGUGUCACGGCCUAAAAUAGUUGCUCCGCUGUAAACCUCAUUCGUCACGAGACAAGUUUGUGAUGCAGGGUAAAGAUGUCGACGGAGCGAUUUACCUUAAGGCUGCUGCAUAAACCAGUUGCGGAACGGAGUGGGAAUGGAGUCAAGGAGAGCAUGGAGUUUGCCAAGCUGUGCUUGUACUCAGCGGCUGUCUUUCAUCGUAACAUGAAAUAUCUUGCCAGCAUUUUCCUGAUUUAUGUUUUGGUGAACUUGUGCCCAAGCUCAUGAACCGGGUCGGUCAGCAGAUAGAUUUCAUUUUGGCUCGAUGGCACUUUUUUUAGUGGAUCACAAGAUACUCCGAGAAUGCUGUAUCGAGCCAGUGCUGGCAUCUGUUUCGUUUAUACUUCAUAGCCUGGAAUUAGCAGCAGCCUUGUUGUAAGUGGUUCCUGAGAUGUAUAAUUUCCUACCGGUACUCACCUUGAUAGCAAAUUCCAACAUGGCUCAUAAAUAAUGAAAUACCUUGAGGGGGGGGUUAUUUUAAACAUUCUGUAAUCCAGAAGCGAUACGUUUAACAUUUGCCAACACGCAAGACUCGUGACAGUAAAAUGACACCCUUUGACACAAGGCGCUUGCUCCAUGGUCUGUACAGCGAGCUGGUAUGUUUUAAGCAUGCGACCUACUGACCCCUGUCCUGCACCCAUCCACAUCACAGCUGACACCCGCGUUGCCACGAGAGAAUGGCCUCUUUGCUGCAAUAAUAUUCAGCUUCCGAUCUGCUUGGUUUGUUCGAAUUGUAAAUUUGUGGUUAAAUACUUGUGGAAUUUACUCAUUAAUUCACGCUAAGUUGUCUCUUAUUCAGGAGGGUUGACAUUUAGCAGCUUUGCACAAUACAUAAUUUAAGAAAAACAUGUAACUUACAUAGGUUAAUAGUGGAAUACCCUGCGAACUGCAACAUAUACUGAAAAGAUAACCUGCAAUUUUAAUGGAUGUGCAUUACCCUCCUCAGCCUACCGCUGGUUUUGGUCGAUUUACCGUGUGGUCUUGGAAGUCUACUUGGCAGGUUUUUGCCGCAGUGAAUGGUGCCGGCUGCCACUUGCUCAUCAGCUCGAUAGCUGCACACUCGGGAGUUUCGCUACACCUCAAACGUGUGGGAUGCAACAGGGAGCACUUUAGGGUGUUCUGGGUGCAUAGGUGGACUUUGGUAACUAAAUAUUUAAAAUACUGUCAUGGCAACUUCACCAAACUUGUAAAGUUACACCUUGCCAUUUAUAGCCACGUGCUCUGGAUGCAGGAUGUUGGCCAGGUUUAAAUGAAAACACAGGUGCCACGAAUGGUGGCACUACCAGCCAAUGCAUUUCAAACAUUUUCUGAGCAACCACUGGUAACCACAGUGCCUCAAAGUAGUGUAGAGUUUGAGAGGGGGGGGGCGUGUUUGUUUUACGAAGGUGUAAUUGAGCCAGCCUUUACGUCUUCUGCAACUGCCUGUGUGCAUAUUUGCAAAUUCAUUGGAACCUGCAAAGAUUCUGACAUGAGUCCACCCACCCCAGAAUAUGUAAGACUUGCUCGUGCAGUCAGAACUGAUGGAAUUAAGAUCACAUCUCGCCACAUUUGCGAAUGCUGCAAGUUGGCACUACGCUUGAGCGAGGACAUCGUUGAAUGGUUUACGGUAGGGGUGUGGGAUUGUUUUCCACUUGGUUACACGUUUCGAUAAUUGGAAACGCGUUGAGUCCUAAUUUGUUACGAGAUGCUGCCAAAGUGUUUUCAUGUCACCUGCCAGAGCUAUCUGAAAGCCCCCCCCCCCCCUUACCUGCUUUAAGGGGAGUAUCUCAAAUUGAAGUGUCCUGAUAAGUCGGCAUUGUAAAAAUAUAUAUACCUUAAACCCAGUUUGUCAUCCUUUUGCCACUGAGGAGGUUAAACGUCACCGUUUGAUUUGGGUUAUUCCAGCGGCAAAACCAGGGACCGAAUAAUGAUCUUUGCACUUGGCGAGGAUUGCAGAGCGUGUUCACAAAACGAAGCUGUCUAGUUUGGCCGUUGCAAGAACGUUCAUUUCUUGUAAAAUGUUUAUCUAAAAUAAUCUGUAUUGUAGAGUAUGGUGUGUAUUAUAAACAUUAAAAAUAAAAGGGGCUGAAGCCCAAUCCAGUG
This is a messenger RNA of Lethenteron reissneri (Far Eastern brook lamprey), 3699 nucleotides long. Its product is annotated as dnaJ homolog subfamily A member 1-like. The record is from RefSeq and is a predicted model, not a curated record. Gene Ontology annotation, biological process: response to heat; protein folding. Gene Ontology annotation, molecular function: ATP binding; Hsp70 protein binding. NCBI's taxonomy places the organism in Eukaryota, Metazoa, Chordata, Hyperoartia, Petromyzontiformes, Petromyzontidae.